Talpa occidentalis (Iberian mole) is the source of this 982-nucleotide messenger RNA. RefSeq names its product ankyrin repeat domain 7 (gene ANKRD7). Gene Ontology annotation, molecular function: protein binding. The record is from RefSeq and is a predicted model, not a curated record. Lineage: Eukaryota; Metazoa; Chordata; Mammalia; Eulipotyphla; Talpidae.
CACUGAGUGUUGCCAGGCAACCGAGAACUCGAGUGGCCCCAUGCAAGCUGCACCGUCCUUUUCCCGUCUUUGUCCCACUUCCGGUAGAGGGUCAAGGGACUGGCGCCCAGAGGCAUGUGGAACUGUAGAAGGAGACUUGCUGGUCUGACUGAGUGAUUGGCACCUGCACUGCCAUGCAGAAGCUUUUCACCUGGAGUCGGAAGGGUGGAUCCCACGGCCCCUCGGCACACCUAGGACAGGCUAGUGUCAGUGCCGCCCAAUGGGGCUACCGCCUUCGAAAUAGAGAUUUAAAGAAACUUCACAAAGCUGCCUCGGUCGGGGAUUUGGAGAAGGUGAACUACUACCUCCAGGUCAAGAAACAUGAUGUGAACCUGCGGGACAGGCAGUACAGGACACCUUUGCACCUGGCCUGUGCUAAUGGAUAUUCAAAUAUUGUAUCCCUCUUAAUUGAGAAGCAGUGUAAAAUAAAUGUCUGGGACAGUGACAAUAGAUCCCCAUUGAUUAAGGCAGUACAGUGUGAAAAGGAACUUUGUGCUACUAUUCUUUUAUACCAUGGUGCAGACCCAAACCUGGCAGAUAAAGAUGGCAAUACUGCUCUUCAUUAUGCUGUCUGCGGUCACAGCAUCUCACUAGUCAAAAAACUGCUUAAACACAAAGCCGAUAUUGAAGUUCACAAUAAGGAUGGGUAUACUCCACUUUUACUUGCCAUUACUAAAAAUAAUACAGAAAUGGUAGAAUUUCUUCUGAAGAGAGGGGCAGAUGUGAAUGCUUCAGAUAAGGAUCAAAGAACAGCCCUUAUGAUUGCUGUCAGUAAUGAACCAACAAAUAUAGUUAGUAUUCUUCUUCAGCAAGAAGUGGACCUAUCUUGCCAAGAUAUUAUGGAUUCACGGCUGAGGAAUAUGCUUCUUUCAAUGGUUUAUCUAUAUUUCACCAAUUAAUUGCUAAUUAUGGAAAGGACAAGAAAGUUAAAAAGAUACACAAA